Lentinula edodes (shiitake mushroom) is the source of this 823-nucleotide messenger RNA. Its product is annotated as RF-1 domain-containing protein. The transcript has 5 exons. Gene Ontology annotation, biological process: mitochondrial translational termination. Gene Ontology annotation, molecular function: translation release factor activity. The record is from RefSeq and is a predicted model, not a curated record. Lineage: Eukaryota; Fungi; Basidiomycota; Agaricomycetes; Agaricales; Omphalotaceae. Gene Ontology annotation, cellular component: mitochondrial large ribosomal subunit. Bases 62 to 658 code for a protein of 198 amino acids.
UUGUGUGAUCUAUAUAAGUGCAUUUUGAGGCUGGCGUUUGAUUCCCACUUUAUCCUCUCUUAUGUUCAGCACUAUCUACGGAUUCAGACCUUUCACUUUGAACCUACAAGGAAUUUGCCGCAAUUUGAGCUCUAAUACGGGCCGUUCUCUUCCUACUCCUCCCAAUAUCGGCAUUCUUGAAGGACCAACAGACUGGGCUGAAGCGCGAAAAUGGGCUACUCAGUUUAAGACUGAGAAUAUUCCAAAGACGUUGGUGGAACUGAGUUUUUCUCGAAGCUCAGGACCUGGUGGACAGAACGUGAAUAAAGUCAACACAAAAGCAACCGUGCGAUGUUCAGCUAAUGCCUACUGGAUCCCGCUGUGGGCUCGGGCUGCUCUGGUAAAAUCCCCUCAAUACGUAUCUUCAACCAAAUCCCUCCUCGUAACGUCGACCAUAUACCGCUCACAAUCGCAGAAUAUUGACGAUUGUCUGGCUAAGCUUCAUGCCUUAGUCCUAUCCGCUGCCUCAGCCUCGAUUAAGAACGAAACCUCAGAAGAAACCAAGAAACGCGUGGAAGGACACCAGAAGGCGCAGAAAGAACGUAAUAGGAAAGAAAAGGCCCAGAGGAGCGCGGUGAAGCAGCAUAGAUCGGGCAAGGCAAAAGGAGGGUGGGAUUGAACUAGGAUUAGACUGCGACUUGUUGUGAAAUCAAGAUGGAAGUCCUCGGCCCCAUCUCAACAUGGAAGGAUUUUGUGCUACGGGAGGGUAAAAGCUUCUGGAUUCAGUGCAGCUCUUGGCGACAGCAUAUUGACAUUGGGACACCAGAAUCAAUUACCUGACGCA